Molecule: messenger RNA, 1299 nt
Organism: Arxiozyma heterogenica
Lineage: Eukaryota; Fungi; Ascomycota; Saccharomycetes; Saccharomycetales; Saccharomycetaceae
Exons: 1
Coding region: 1-1299 (432 amino acids)
Source: RefSeq, a predicted model, not a curated record
AUGAGUAAACAUGGAGAUAAGAUAAUAUCAAAAUUAACACCUAGCUUACAGAUUAUGAUAGAAACUCCAGAAGUUGAGGCUCCAAAAAAGAUUACCACAAAUGAAGUCAAAUUACAAAGAGUUGCCAGACCUUUAAGACAUGUAAAGUAUAUUCCGUGCAAGGCUCAAGUGUUUACAACAUGUGAAUCACCCAUUAAUUUUACAUACGAAAAAAAGAUUAAGACACCAAUUUCUAAAAAUAAAUUAGUAGUCCAAGUCUCUCAUGUUGCAUUGAACCCUAUCGAUUCCAAGAUCAAAAAUGGCUACAAAACUACUUUAUAUGGUGAAGUUGGUUUGGGUAGAGAAUAUUGUGGUAUCAUUACCCACGUAGGCAGUGAUAUCUCCUACUGUUGGCAUGAAGGUGAUAAAGUUAUGGGGAUUUAUUAUCAUCCCCAUGAAGGAUAUGGUUCAUUGCAAAGUUCAAUCCUUGUCGAUCCAAAAGUGGAUCCAAUAGUUUUAAAACCUGAUUCAAUUUCAGAUGAGGAAGCUAGUGGCUCCUUGUUUUGUUUAGGUGCAGUGUUUAACUUAUUGAAAAAGUUAAACAAGGAUAAGUACUUGACAACUGAUUCCAAUGUCUUAAUUAACGGUGGGACAACAUCACUAUCUUUGUUUGCUGUCCAAUUAUUGAAACGUGUCUAUAAAUUAAAUAAAAAACUAGUUAUCAUUACAUCAAGUAACGGUCCAGAUAUAUUGAAAUCAAACUUUCCUGAUCUGAAAGAUGACAUGAUUUUUAUUAAUUAUCUAACUUGCAGGGGUAAAUCAAGCAAACCUUUAAAACAGCUGAUCAAAGAACAGAAAAUUACUGAUUAUACUGAUAAUAGUGCGCAGACAAUUGAAGAAGAACCUAUUAUUCCGUACACUCAAGGUAAAUUCGAUAUUGUCCUGGAUUUUGUCGGUGGUUAUGAUAUAAUUGAACAUGGUGCAUCCAUCAUUCACAGUAAAGGGAUAUAUGUGACAACAGUAGGUGAUUAUGUUGGAAACUAUAAAGAAGAUAUAUUUGAUUCAUGGGACAAUCCAAGUGCAAAUGCAAGAAAAUUAUUUAAUUGGUCAUUUCGUUAUUCACAUUAUUAUUUUAACCCAAAUCAAAAACGCCCUUCGAAAGAUAAUUGGGUGGAGACAUGUGUGCAAUAUUUAAAAGAUGGUACAGUCAAAUGCAUUGUUGAUAAAGUUUAUGACUGGAAUGAUACUAAUGAAGCAUUUAAAUAUUUACUAACUCAAAGAGCUCAAGGUAAAAUCAUCCUUAAAGUAGAGAUGUUUUGA